AUUGGCGGAGGCGAAAAAUUUAAACGGAGGCAAAAGGCAGGUCUAGUUUUGCUCCGUGACUUGAGUUUGCGAGUUUGUGGGGUUGGUAUCCUUUUUAUUUCUAGGGUGUCGGCUUCUGGAAAACAAAGCGGGGUAAAUUCGCUCCGACCAUCUCCACGGCCGCGCGGUGAAGCGCGGUGAAGCGCGGUGAAGCGGUCAGCGUGGGUCGGAGGUUCCUGCUCCAGAGCAGCCUGGUAGGGGGUAGGGAAGGAGGCCAGGUCGGGGUCUGAGACUGCCAUGGCGAACCGGCGAGUGGGGCGAACCUGCUGGGAGCUGAGCCCUACGGAACGCCGGCMGCCGGCGGGGCGGCGGGAACCAGCGGCCCAGGAGGAGGUGGCUUCCCCGCCGACGCUGUCUCUCAGCCACUUCUGCAGGUCCCCUUUCCUCUGCUUCGGAGAUGUCCGCCUGGGCGCCUCKCGGACGCUGCCCCUGGUCCUGCACAACCCUAACGAGGAGGUGGCUGAGGUGGAGAUCUCCCACUUCCCGGCCGCGGACCUGGGCUUCAGCGUGUCUCAGCGUUGUUUCGUGUUGCAGCCUAAAGAAAAACUAGUUAUUUCUGUUAACUGGACACCAUUGAAAGAAGGCCGAAUAAGAGAGAUUGUGACAUUUCUUGUAAAUGAUGUUCUGAAACACCAAGCCAUAUUGCUAGGAAAUGCAGAAGAGCAGAAAAAGAAAAAGAGGAGUCUUUGGAAUACCAUUAAUAAAAAGAAAAAUUCAGCCUCUUCAAGUUAUAACAAAAAGAUUUCAAAUGAUCAAAAYGUUAACAAAACAUUUUGUGUUUCUCAAAAAGUUGACAGAAUUAGGAGCCCACUACAGGCAUGUGAAAAUCUGGCUAUUAAUGAAGCCUGUUCUCCAACAGAAAAUAGUUCUUUAACCCUUGAAGAACAUAAAAUACCUAUAUCACCUAUUAGCCCUGCUUUCCAAGAAUGUCAUGGUGAAAUUUGCUUGCCACUUUCUGUACGUCGGUCUACUACCUACUCAUCUCUUCUUGCAUGUGAAAAUGAGGAACAGUUAAAAGUAGAAGAUGCCACCAUUUCAAAAGAUUUUAAUUUUAAUGAGGAAGUCAUAACUAAAACUUCCUUUCAAAGUGAGGAGAAUAGUAAACUUAUUCUGACCCCAAACUGUUCUUCAACUUUGAACAUUAUGCAAAGUCAAGCMAAUUUUCUAAGUCCAGAUUCUUUUGUAAGUAAUAGUCAUACAGCUAAUAAUGAAGUAGGGUUAAUGACAUUUCUUUCAUCAGAUACUCUUAAAAAAGAUAAUUCAGAGUCUGUGAAUUUGGAAUCCAAAAGUAUACAUGAAAUUUACAGAACAAUUUUAAGUCCAGAUUCUUUCGUGAAUGAUAAUUAUGGAGCAAAUCAGGAUCUAGAGUCAGAUUCAGUUAAUCCUAUUUUAUCCCCAAAUCAAUUUGUAAAAGAUAACAUGGAACAUAUAUAUACCUCUCAGCAAACAUGUAAAAUAUUAUCAUUAUCAAAUGAAAAUUCUCAGAUUGCCCAGUCUCCUCAGCACCGGAGAAAAAAUGAAGUUUUGCCAUGUAGUCCUGAAUAUCAGGGUUCAAAAACACCCAAGCCUAAUUUUGAAGAACUAAAUCCUAUAGAAGUGAAGUCAAGUUACUACAAUUUUAGAAAACAAAUUCACCCUAAAUUUUCUGCAGUUCAGGAUGUUUCUCAUUAUAGCCAUAAUAAGCAACAUAAGAGACGCCCCAUACUUUCUAACACAGUUAUUAAAAGGAAGACCACCAUUGCCAGAGAAAAUCAAGCUGAGAUUAAUAAACCAAAAGCAAAAAGAUGCCUCAACAGUACAGUAGGUGAAUGUGAAAAAGUAAUAGAUCACCCCAAAGAAACAGAAGCUUUACAUUCUCAUCUUCCAAUUAUCGAUUCAGUAUUAAGUAAACCUAAGUGUUAUAAAAGUGAAGUAACUAAUUCAACGACAGCUUUAGUUGCUUGUAAAAGAAAAAGUGAUGGAAACAUGGAAGAUACAAAUGUGAAGGUUGCUAUUAUAGAACAUAUGGAUAUACCCAAAAUCAAAAGAAUCCACUUUUCUCCCUUGGAAUCGAAAACAUCAACUGUUAAAAAAAUAAAGAUGACAACACCAAUCUCAAAACGUACUAGCAACAGAGAGAAAUUAAGUCUUAAGAAGAAAACUGAUUCAAUGGCAUUCAAAACUCCUAUUUCUAAAACAAACAAAAGGAUAAAACCCAUUGUUGCUGUGGCACAGUCUAAUUUGACCUUCAUAAAACCAUUAAAAGCAGAUAUUCCUAGACACCCAAUGCCAUUUGCUGCAAAAAACAUGUUUUAUGAUGAGCGCUGGAAGGAAAAACAGGAACAAGGAUUCACUUGGUGGCUAAAUUUUAUAUUAACUCCGGAUGACUUCACUGUAAAAACAAGUAUUUCUGAAGUAAAUGCUGCUACUCUUCUUUUGGGAACGGAGAAUCAACAUAAAAUAAGUGUUCCUAGAGCGCCUACAAAAGAUGAAAUGUCUCUCAGAGCUUAUACUGCACGGUGCAGGUUGAAUAGAUUACGCCGCACAGCAUGCUGUUUAUUUACAUCUGAAAAAAUGGUUAAAGCUAUUAAAAAGCUUGAAAUUGAAAUUGAAAAUAGGCGGUUAAUUGUUCGAAAAGAUAAACACCUCUGGAAAGAUAUUGGAGAACGUCAGAAAGUCUUGAACUGGCUAUUAUCCUAUAAUCCUUUGUGGCUUCGAAUUGGCCUAGAGACAAUUUAUGGUGAACUCAUAUCUUUGGAAGACAAUAGUGAUGUCACAGGGUUGGCUAUGUUUAUUCUGAAUCGCUUGCUUUGGAAUCCUGAUAUAGCAGCUGAAUAUAGACACCCUACUGUUCCUCAUUUAUACAGAGAUGGUCAUGAAGAAGCUUUGUCCARGUUCACAUUGAAAAAGUUAUUGUUGUUGGUCUGUUUCCUUGAUCAUGCUAAGCUUUCCAGACUUAUUGAGCAUGAUCCUUGUCUCUUCUGUAAAGAUGCUGAAUUCAAGGCUAGUAAGGAAAUCCUUCUGGCUUUUUCACGAGAUUUCCUAAGUGGUGAAGGUGAUCUCUCCCGUCACCUUGGCUUUUUGGGAUUGCCUGUUAGCCAUGUUCAGACACCAUUUGAUGAAUUUGAUUUUUCUGUUACAAAUCUUGCUGUAGAUUUGCAGUGUGGAGUGCGUCUUGUGCGAACCAUGGAACUUCUCACACAGAACUGGAAUCUUUCAAAGAAACUCAGGAUUCCUGCAAUAAGUCGUCUUCAAAAAAUGCACAAUGUUGACAUUGUUCUUCAAAUUCUUAAAUCACGAGGAAUUCAAUUAAGUGAUGAACACGGAAAUUCAAUCCUAUCUAAGGAUAUUGUGGAUAGGCACAGAGAAAAGACUCUUGCAUUGCUUUGGAAAAUUGUAUUGGCUUUUCAGGUGGAUAUUUCCCUUAAUUUAGAGCAAUUAAAGGAAGAAAUUCACUUUCUAAAAUACACACACAGUAUAAAGAAAUCAUUGUCUGCAGUGUCGUGCCGCUCUGAUGCUAUUAUUAAUAAGAAAAAAGACAAAAGAAAUAGUGGUUUCUUUGAACAGUAUAGUGAAAAUGUGAAAUUAUUGAUGGACUGGGUAAAUGCAGUUUGUGCCUUCUAUAAUAAGAAGGUAGAGAAUUUUACAGUGUCUUUCUCAGAUGGCCGUGUGUUAUGUUACCUUAUCCAUCACUACCAUCCUUGCUAUGUGCCUUUUGAUGCUAUAUGUCAGCGUACUACUCAAACUGUGGAAUGCACACAAACUGGUUCAGUGGUAUUAAAUUCUUCCUCUGAAUCCGAUGACAGUACUCUGGACAUAUCUCUUAAAUCAUUUGAUCCUGAAAAUACUUCAGAACUCCACAAAGAACUUCUGGAAAAUGAAAAGAAAAAUUUUUAUUUGGUCAGGUCUGCAGUUAGAGACCUUGGUGGAAUACCUGCUAUGAUUCAUCAUUCAGAUAUGUCAAAUACAAUUCCAGAUGAAAAGGUGAUUAUUACCUAUUUGUCAUUUCUUUGUGCAAGGCUUUUAGAUCUUCGUAAAGAAAUAAGAGCUGCUCGACUUAUACAGACAGCAUGGAGAAAAUAUAAAAUAAAAACAGAACUAAAGCUCUAUAAGGAGAGAGACAAAGCUGCAAGAAUUAUUCAGUCAGCUGUAAUAAAUUUUCUAUCCAAACAACGAGUGAAAAGAAAGAUURAUGCAACACUGGUCAUUCAGAAAUAUUGGAGAAGAGUCUUAGCACAAAGAAAAUUAUUAAUGUUAAAAAAGGAAAAACUGGAAAAUGUACAGAAUAAAGCAGCAACGGUCAUUCAGGCUAUAUGGAGAAGAUAUAAAGCUAAGAAAUAUUUAUGUAAAGUGAGAGCUGCCUGCAAGAUUCAAGCCUGGUAUAGGUGUUGGAGAGCACGCAAUGAAUAUUUAGCUGUAUUAAAAGCUGUUGAAAUUAUUCAAGGUUGCUUCUAUGCCAAACGGGAGAGAACACGGUUUUUGAAGAUGAGAGCAUCAACAAUUAUCAUUCAGAGAAAAUGGAGAGCUAUACUUUCUGUAAGAAUGGCUCAUGAGCACUUAAUGGCAAAAAAACAUCGUGCUGCUUGUCUUAUCCAAGCACAUUUUAGAGGACAUAAAAGAAGACAGCUCUUUCUUCAGCAGAAAUCUGCUGUUUUGAUCAUACAAAGACAUAUACGAGCCUGGGAGGCUGGGAAAUGUGAAAGAAUAAAAUAUCUUGAAUUAAAAAAGUCUACAGUUAUUCUACAAGCACUAGUGCGUGGCUGGUUAGAAAGGAGAAAAAUUUUAGAACAGAGAGCCAAAGCUCGGCUCCUUCACUUCACAGCAGCUGCAUAUUAUCACCUGUCUGCUCUUAGAAUUCAAAGAGCAUAUAAAGUUCACAUGGCUAUGAAGAAUGCUAACAAACGGGUUAAUUCAGCCAUUUGUAUUCAGAGAUGGUUUCGAGCAAAAUUAGAACGAAAGAGAUUUAUUGAGAAAUAUUAUAGCAUCAUAAAAAUUGAGCAUGAAGUUCAAGAAUGUAUGAACCAGAAAAAUAGGGCUGCAUCAGUAAUACAGAAAGCAGUACGUCACUUUCUCCUUCGAAAAAGACAGGAAAAAUUUAAUAGUAGAAUCACUAAACUUCAGGCAUUAUGGAGAGGCUACUCUUGGAGGAAGAAACAUGAUUGUACAAAAUUUAAAGCUAUACGGUUAAGUCUUCAGAUGGUUAAUAGGGAGAUUAGAGAAGAAGAUAAACUCUACAAAAGAACCACACUUGCACUUCAUUAUCUUUUAACGUAUAAGCACCUUUCUGCCAUUCUUGAGGCCCUAAAACACCUCGAGGUUGUUACCAGAUUAUCUCCACGUUGUUGUGAGAACAUGGCUGAGAGUGGAGCAAUUUCUAAAAUAUUUGUUUUAAUCCGAAGUUGUAAUCGUAGUGUUCCUUGUAUGGAGGUCAUCAGAUAUGCUGUACAAGUUUUGCUUAAUGUAGCUAAGUAUGAGAAAACUACUUCAGCAGUUUAUGAUGUAGAAAACUGUAUACACACAUUGUUGGAGCUUUUGCAGAUGUACCGAGAAAAGCCUGGUGACAAAGUUGCAGACAAGGGUGGAAGCAUUUUCACAAAAACUUGUUGUUUGUUGGCUGUUUUGUUGAAGACAACAAACAGAGCCUCUGAUGUACGAAGUAGUCCCAAAGUUGUUGACCGCAUUUAUAGCAUCUACAAACUUACAGCUCGUAAACAUAAAAUAAAUGCUGAAAGAAUACUUAAUAAUCAAAAGAAGAAUUCUUCCAUGGGCAUUCCCAUUAUUCCAGAAACACCAAUAAGGACCAGAAUAGUUUCAAGACUUAAACCGGAUUGGGUUUUAAGAAGAGAUAGUAUAGAAGAAAUCACCAAUUCUUUGCAAGCUAUUCAAAUGGUGAUGGAUACACUUGGCAUUCCUUAUCAGUAAAUAAAAACAUUUUCAGUUUGUACAGUAUAAAGAAAUAUUAAUGUUAAUCAUGAMUAUGUAAAGUGCUUUUUGCUUUCUAUGUACAACUUCUAAAAUCUGACUUUGUAUUAAAAAUAAAUAUGUAUAUUACAAAUAACUAAGCUGUUUAUUAAGUUCUUCAUUGUUUUUUAUUUAAUAUAGCUGUAUGCAUAUAACAAAUAAAUAUGUCAUAAGAUGA
This is a messenger RNA of Urocitellus parryii (Arctic ground squirrel), 6157 nucleotides long. NCBI's taxonomy places the organism in Eukaryota, Metazoa, Chordata, Mammalia, Rodentia, Sciuridae. The record is from RefSeq and is a predicted model, not a curated record.